AUGAAGGCACUUUCGUGGGCCCGUGAGCAGGUCAGGAGACGUCCAAGAGUCGGUCUGGGGGCGGCUGGGGUGGUGUUCGCAGUCAUCCUCACACUUCAUGCGCGUGUGAUCCGAGCAUCGGCGCAGCAGUUGGAGUCUGAAUCGCCUCCACUGUGCAAAGAUGGUGAAGGAAUACAAGUACGUCUAUCCGAAAAGCUAUCCUCGGCUCAGUUCAAAUGUCAGCCCGGUAAAAUAAUCCUUCCGCCCUUGCGCGGUGAGGAAACAAGAGGCAAUAAUAAAGUCUUCAGCGGCUUUCUUGAUGCAGAAGGCAAGAUCCCGAUACCGUUCCCGCCCACAGGCUUCACGAUUGAGAACACCACCGGAGAAACCUAUACUCUGAAGGCGAGCUCCUUUCCGCAACACAGCGGCAUCUGGUAUCUCUUCUGUGAUACCAAGUCCGAGGUCAAGCAAACCGACCAGGCGGAUGCCACGGUGAAGUGCCCUAUAACGGUCGUAAUUGAGGGAACCUCGAAGGAUCCGCAAUGCAUCCGCAUGAAUGGCACGACAGAUCUCCAGGUCGAAGGCGCGGGGGGGAGUGUCACAUUUGGAUGUGGCUACAAUUUUCCACGGCUAGAUCCGGGCCUGCCCAGCACUGAUGUCUACGUCGGCCGGGAGUGCGACUCGAAGCAGAAGCUGUCGACGCUUGCGCCUGGAGCGGAACUGACAAAUAAGGAAGGGAGUCAGCUAUAUACCCUAGCAGCGCCGACCCUUCCUCAGUCGGAACAAACUUUAUGUUACCAGUGCCGCGGCGAGUCCAACGCGAGGUUUGCGUCAUGCGUAGCUGCUGAGGACCAGCCUGCUGCCGCGAUCGGGCUGCUGGAGUCGAUGCUUGUCAACAGAAUGUGGACUGUGGGGCCGCAAAAGCUUGAACCUGCUUUUCUGUCUCCGGUGCAGACAGACACCUUUUAA
Messenger RNA from Besnoitia besnoiti, 948 nucleotides. Its product is annotated as SAG-related sequence. The record is from RefSeq and is a predicted model, not a curated record. The transcript is spliced from 3 exons. Bases 1 to 948 code for a protein of 315 amino acids. Gene Ontology annotation, cellular component: membrane. NCBI's taxonomy places the organism in Eukaryota, Apicomplexa, Conoidasida, Eucoccidiorida, Sarcocystidae.